Messenger RNA from Prunus armeniaca (apricot), 300 nucleotides. NCBI's taxonomy places the organism in Eukaryota, Viridiplantae, Streptophyta, Magnoliopsida, Rosales, Rosaceae. The record is from the annotation of a GenBank genome assembly.
AUGGACGUCAGCCACCACAAAACCCCAACUAAACGCAGCGUUUCGGGCUCACCCUCAGUCGACGAAGAAGAGGAAGCUGAGGAUGCGGAGGUGUGGGACCAGUUUAACCGCAGGUUCCGCGAGGUACAGGCCGUACUGGAUCGGAACCGAGCCCUGAUCCAGCAGGUGAACGACAACCACCGCUCUCGAGUCGCCGACAACAUGGUCAAGGUCGUUUCGCUUUACUCCGACCUCUCCUCCAAUUUCUCCACCUUCUUUCACCAUCGCAACGACAACGCCAACGCCAAGCCCACAAACUAG